AUGGCUACAGUGAAUGAUAAUACUAGUUCAAGUGUAGCUGAAGAAGACAUUAAUCGAAAUAAAUCAUUUAAACUCUAUCAAACGAUAGCAUAUGCUAUAUGUGUUGUCACAUGCCAUCUUGGUUUGUAUCUUGGUUUAAUAGCUUUGUUUUACUGUUGGUUUGUUGGAUCAUUAUUGGGACUGAGUUAUGCAAUUAGUGCGUUGAUGAAUUCAAUUUGCAGUUUCUUCGUGUUCUGGCACUUGAAAGGUCAAACACCGAACGAUCUUGAACGACGAGAUUAUCUGGUCUGUUGUAUCAAUGGUGCACUUAUUUUUGGUUCAUUUCUAGGCAUUAAAUCUCAUGAGAUACAACUCAUGAUCGAUCUUCAAACACCAACAGGUGAUUGGUUUACACGUGUUUACUCUGUGAUACAUAUUAUUUCUUUUAUUACAUUGUCGAUUGUAAAACUAGUUCUUUCGACAAAACUCAAAUCAAAAUCCUUAUUUUAUGAUACUCUGAGUUCUAUCACUGGUAUUGUUCUCUCCAUUGCAUUAAUCUUACGAGAUCGUAUAUCAAUUUCAAAGGGAGAAAAGGAAAUCAUUGGUUUUCUAUGCAUGCUUACUGUUAUAUCUCUACCUAUCAUUAGUUUCAAAUUGAUCUUUAUUGGAAUAGUUUAUCAAAAUAAGUUAUAUCGUCAAUCAUUUCGUCAAGAAAGCAACAAUACGUAUAUAAAUGUCCAUACUACUUUGUUAUCAUCGAGCCAUACACAUGUAAUUCCUUGA
Molecule: messenger RNA, 762 nt
Organism: Adineta ricciae
Lineage: Eukaryota; Metazoa; Rotifera; Eurotatoria; Adinetida; Adinetidae
Source: the annotation of a GenBank genome assembly